Molecule: messenger RNA, 1363 nt
Organism: Eupeodes corollae
Lineage: Eukaryota; Metazoa; Arthropoda; Insecta; Diptera; Syrphidae
Exons: 2
Coding region: 191-1147 (318 amino acids)
Molecular function (GO): protein binding
Source: RefSeq, a predicted model, not a curated record
ACAAAAAUAAAAAAAAUAAAAGUUCAAAAGUUCAGCCGAAAUAAUUCAUAUACUUCAUAAAUGUACGUCAUGUUUUAUGAGCUAUUUUGUUUUUAAAUACAUUUUUGUAUGAAUAGUUCCAUCAAAGACUAUUUGAAAAUUCAGCCGAACCGACCCGACCGACCCAGCAUUUAAGGAGAAAUAGUUCAACAUGCCAUUUCUUUACGGACAAGCGGAUGAAAAGUUCAUUAAGUUGGAUAUUGAUUCGAGUACACAGAAACUAAAACCUUUGGAUUCAUAUAAAUUCCAUUUGAAUACUCAGUUAGAAGGACAUCAAAAAAUAAAACCUGAUGAAGUUUCAAUACGUUUGAAAACUUCCCCGGAUACAUUAGUUGAAAUAUGUUUAACAAUGUUGGAUGCAAUUCCUCUACCAUAUCCCUUUUAUUGGAAUACCCUUGAAGUGGCGAAUUGGAUACGAAAAUUAGGAUUCCCACAAUACCAGAAUACUUUCAAGAAAAAUCUAAUAAAUGGAAGAAGUCUUUUGCGUUUGGAUGCAUCAUAUUUGGAGAAAUUAAAUAUUAAAGAUUUCAAUCAUAUGAAAAUUAUUAUGAACGCAAUUCGUAGUCUUUAUGGAUUUGAGAAAUCUUCAUUCAAAAGAAGUAUUUCACUGCCUCAUCGAAAUUUGGAAAGUUUGUACAAAUUUUACAAAACUAAAACCGGUCCGAACUAUGAGAAGAAUCGACUUUCAGAUGUCGGGAGAAUAUAUCAUGUCAUUCGACCUCGUCCACUGUACGAAACUCAUUGGCAAAUAUUGGAGAAAUGCCUUCAACAUACCGAUCCUAAAGAAACUGAAUGUAUUGGUGACCCAACUCGAAAUAAAAACAAAAUGUAUACUCCAAAAAAAGGAGAAUCUCCUACGGUUUGUCAUAGUCCAAAGAAGACCCAACGUGAAUGCAGUGGCAUUCCACCAUGUAUGUGUAACUGGACUCAAGAGGUAGAUCUUAGACAACCUUGGCAACUUAAAUGUCUCGGAAAGGAGAAAAAAAAUCGCCAUAAAAUGGAAACUCAUGAAUGCAACCUUCAAGUAUGUUCACUAUGCGAUCUUCAUAAAGGUUUGACUGUUUUACAAAAGUACAUUCCCGAUAAGUAUGGAACAACAUUUCUAUGAGAGCCGAGAUUCUAUCAUUCGAAUUGAAAGAUAGAUGGCUCGUCUACGACGAUAACAAUUAAGUUUCUUUAAAAACAAUUUUACGAUUAAACUAGAGGAAUUGAGAAAUUAAGACAUUAUUAAUAUUAAUUCUUUUUGGGGAUAUGUUUGAAAUUUAAGUUUUGUGUUUUUUUAAUUUACAUUAUAGAACAAUAAAUUUAAAAAUAUUAUUUUAUU